AUGUCUGCACCAGCUGCACCGGCCGGCGGCCUGAAUCUUACCCCCGAGCAGCAAGAGAACUUCGAGGAUAUUGAGAAGCAAUUCGCUGUCAAAGUCGUCCAACAUAUGGAGACAUAUUGGAAUAUCCUCGAGAAAGUCCGCGGCUCGCAAUUGCGGCUCACCAAGAUCGACGACGAGAUCUACAAGCACUUCAAGGAGACUUUCCCUGAGUUCGACGCAUCGGCUACCAUAAACGAAGACGAGAUGAAGAGCAAGGAGGGCAAGGAGAAGUGGAGGAACUUCAUCAACCAAUACGAGAAGAAGAUUGACGACUUCAACUUCGGCACCAUGCUCCGUGCGAGCCCCAAAACCGAAUACGGAGAGAAAGAAACGAUAUUUGCUGUGCGCAUGCAGUUUUACGCCAUUGAGAUUGCGCGAAACAAAGAAGGACUGAACGACUGGAUCUAUGAAAAAGCGCAUGCCGGUGGCAAAUAA
Westerdykella ornata is the source of this 474-nucleotide messenger RNA. Its product is annotated as DUF757-domain-containing protein. NCBI's taxonomy places the organism in Eukaryota, Fungi, Ascomycota, Dothideomycetes, Pleosporales, Sporormiaceae. The record is from RefSeq and is a predicted model, not a curated record. Gene Ontology annotation, cellular component: cytoplasm. The coding region runs from base 1 to 474 and encodes 157 amino acids. The transcript is spliced from 4 exons.